CGAUGCAAAGGUACCUCCCGGUGUCGUAGUCGUUUAUCAUGUCUCAGAGACCGUACUUAAUUUUAGUUACUCUAAAGCCUGUAAAGUAUUAUUUCGGUUUUCAUUUACACGUUGUACAGUGAUGAAGAUGACCAGAUCGUUAAGACUUGUCGUAUUACUAUGUGUUGUUUUAAUGGUGAACGGUAACGGGUUGUUACUUCUCUACCGACCGAAGGAUAUAACGAACGAUUGUGCUUUCUCUAGACAUUUACGUUUCGACAUAUCUUUUGGUAUGGGAAUGUCGGAUACAAUAACUUUGGUGUUCCGGACUCUAAACGACAUAGACUACGAAUGUUUAGUGGAGAUCGUAACACAGACCCACCAGUAUCUGGUCGUGGUUGUGCGGUAUCCCACCACGAUCGCCAAGAACUGUGAAGUCAACCGUGACGCAGUGACUGUGUUAAAGAAAUGGCGUUGCACGAGACUGUGCGACCUUUUGACUGGGGAGGUUUAUUCUCCAUACUUCACGUUCACCGUACAGAGUCGCCUGAGGUUUUUGUUUAAGAGCAACAGCAGUAUCAAUUCUGAUAUUAACGCGAACUUCUAUCAAGUGUCGAUCACGUCAGCUCGGCAAGCACCUUCCGCAGGAUGUAACCGGAGAAACGAAACAAUAUGCACCGUUGACCAGGAUAAUUACUGCUUUACCACCGGCGUGGUUUGCGAUGGAAUCAAGAACUGCGGUGUCGAUGACUGGUUUGACGAGAGAAAGUCCCAGUGCACCUUGCCAGUACAAAGGUUAGGGUAUGCGCCCAUUGUAGCGGUGCUGGCCGCAGUGCUGUGGGCCAUCGUAGCCUGUGGGCAUGCGCUCUUACGUCUCCUGCCACCGCAUGCAAACUCCUUUUUCAUCUUCAAUGAGAACGAGGAUAAUCGACUAUGCAUCGACCCUGUUCUGGUGCCUCGUGGAACUGCACCUGAUAUUGAGACCUUCAAGAAAGUGUCUAUUAUACCGUUAUUUGGCAGCGUAUCAUCAGAAGACGAUACAAACACAGACGAGUCACAAAUACCAACAGAAAAAGAGCAGGCACUUCACGAUUUAUCUGAUGACCAGAAUGAAGAUGAGCCGGAGACUGUGCAACCAAUUUUAGAGGAGAGCCUAGAAUCCACUAGGAAAAACACAAUGAAGUAUAUGACGGAGAAGUUUCAGAAACUGAUCAGUGUGAGACACGCAACGCCGGGCGCAGGAGCAGUCGAAAGGAUGAAGAUUUCAUCGCUUAACGUGUGUAGAAUUUAA
Messenger RNA from Pararge aegeria (speckled wood butterfly), 1270 nucleotides. RefSeq lists its product as uncharacterized. The record is from RefSeq and is a predicted model, not a curated record. Bases 122 to 1270 code for a protein of 382 amino acids. Lineage: Eukaryota; Metazoa; Arthropoda; Insecta; Lepidoptera; Nymphalidae. The transcript has 6 exons.